AUGGUUGGCAUCACGGAUGUACUGCACCACAAGAAGCAGCACGCUAAGUGCUUCUACAAACGGACUGCUCGAGACCUACCAGAGCUGGAGGUGGGUGAAACAAUAAAGAGGAAACCGCUGCCGGGAGACCACACGGGACUUUGGAGAGUUGCACCACGCUCUUACCUGGUGGAUGUCGAAAGUGGUAUGAACCUAGAGGGGACGAUGCCCACAGAACAGCAAGUGAAUCAGCCCAGGCCGUCGAAGAGAGCGCGCACCAGCUUCACCGCUGACCAAUUACAGGUGAUGCAGGCCCAGUUUGCCCAGGACAACAACCCGAAUGCCCAGGCCCUGCAGAAGCUGGCAGAGCAGACAGGCCUGAGUAGGAGAGUCAUACAGGUUUGGUUCCAGAACUGCAGAGCACGCCAUAAGAAGCAUGUGAGCCCCAACCACUCCUCAGCCACGCCGUUGUCCUCCCUGCAGCCCGGCUGCCACUCCCAGCCACGCCGUUGUCCUCCCUGCAGCCCGGCAGCCACUCCCAGAGUCCUCCCUGCAGCCCGGCUGCCACUCCCAGCCACGCCGUUGUCCUCCCUGCAGCCCGGCUGCCACUCCCAGCCACGCCGUUGUCCUCCCUGCAGCCCGGCUGCCACUCCCAGCCACGCCGUUGUCCUCCCUGCAGCCCGGCUGCCAAUCCCAGCCACGCCGUUGUCCUCCCUGCAGCCCGGCUGCCACUCCCAGCCCACCCCAGCCCCAGAAGAGUGGCAGUACACAACCUACAGCACCUCAGAGGGAUCCCUGCUCACUACUCUGCACUCCUACAUAGAUGUGCACUCUCCUCAGUCUAAGCUGUUCCAGCCUCUGCUGUCCCUCCACACCAUGACCUCCCAGCCUGUGACACACGCCUGAGCCACACACGCACAAUGUCCUCAGUUUAGCAGGUUUAAUUAAUUGCAACAUUACUAAGUUAAACUAAGGUCCAUAUUGUUAUCUUGUGGAUGUGUGUUUCUCUGGCCCCGUGCACACUUAAGUUACACAACAAUGCAUUUGGCACAACGGUUGUGAUACAACAAAGAGAUUUUCAAAAAUGUUAUAAAAUAUCAUUACACAAGCAUUGUGCAGACACCACAGAAUGGUUUGCCUAAACAUGUUUGUGCCCCUUGUAUAUAGCCUCGCUGUACCGGUUUCUCCUGUAUGUAGCCUCCCUGUAUUGGUUUCUCCUGUAUGUAGCCUCCCUGUGCCGGUUUCUCCUGUAUAUAGCCUCCCUGUGCCGGUUUCUCCUGUAUCUAGCCUCCCUGUACCGGUUUCUCCUGUAUGUAGCCUCCCUGUACCGGUUUCUCCUGUAUGUAGCCUCCCUGUACCGGUUUCUCCUGUAUGUAGCCUCCCUGUACCGGUUUCUCCUGUAUGUAGCCUCCCUGUACCGGUUUCUC
This is a messenger RNA of Oncorhynchus gorbuscha (pink salmon), 1406 nucleotides long. RefSeq names its product LIM/homeobox protein Lhx8-like. The record is from RefSeq and is a predicted model, not a curated record. Gene Ontology annotation, molecular function: RNA polymerase II transcription regulatory region sequence-specific DNA binding; DNA-binding transcription factor activity, RNA polymerase II-specific. NCBI's taxonomy places the organism in Eukaryota, Metazoa, Chordata, Actinopteri, Salmoniformes, Salmonidae. The transcript has 5 exons. Gene Ontology annotation, biological process: forebrain neuron development; regulation of transcription by RNA polymerase II; neuron differentiation. Gene Ontology annotation, cellular component: nucleus. Bases 1 to 885 code for a protein of 294 amino acids.